Molecule: messenger RNA, 1252 nt
Organism: Aaosphaeria arxii CBS 175.79
Lineage: Eukaryota; Fungi; Ascomycota; Dothideomycetes; Pleosporales
Product: glyceraldehyde 3-phosphate dehydrogenase
Exons: 3
Coding region: 189-1217 (342 amino acids)
Biological process (GO): glucose metabolic process
Molecular function (GO): NAD binding; oxidoreductase activity, acting on the aldehyde or oxo group of donors, NAD or NADP as acceptor; NADP binding
Source: RefSeq, a predicted model, not a curated record
CAAACUUUACCAGCACACCAUUUGAAGAGCCUCACAAUGUUGGACUCUUCUACAGCUUGGGACUUCCCAGGCAUCUCUCGUUUUCCCUCAAUUGCAAUUCUCUCAUCCCUCUGCUGUUUCCGCCCCCAGGCCAUCACUUGACUUUCCCAAUCACUGGUCGUAAAGCUAUCUCAGCCCUGUGAAACAAAAUGGUCAUCAAAAUAGGAAUCAACGGGUUCGGUCGCAUCGGUACUACCGUCUUUCGAUGCGCUGUUGAGCGCUCAGACAUCCAGGUUGUUGCCAUAAAUGAUCCUUUCCUCGACCUCAAACGCGCUGAAUACCUAAUGAGGUAUGAUUCUACUCGUGGCACCUUUGAUGGCGAGAUAGCAGUGGAGGAUUCCGGCCUCAUCGUUAGAGGCAAUAAGAUCAAGUUCUUCUCAGAAAAGCAGCCUGCUGCCAUUCCAUGGAGUGAUGCUGACGUUGAGUAUGUCGUUGACUCGACAGGAAUCUUCGUCAAGGCAGAACGGGCUAAAGCCCAUCUGACUGACGGCGUCAAGAAGGUGAUUAUCUGCAGUCCAUCUGUCGAUGCACCCAUGUUUGUCUACGGCGUCAACGAGAAGAGCUACGAUAGCACAAUCGAUGUCUUAUCCUGCGCUUCUUGCACGACAAAUGCAAUAUCAGGCUUAGCCAAGGUCAUCAAUGAUAAGUUCACAAUUGCUGAAGCUCUCAUAACAACUAUACACGCCUAUACGGCUGCCCAGAAGCUUGUGGACGGGCCAUCUUCUAAGACUCUACGAGACGGUCGCAGUGCGCCACAAAACAUCAUUCCUAGUAGCACGAGUGCGGCAAUGGCAGUCGGAAAAGUCCUUCCUGAGCUGGAUGGAAAACUCACCGGCAUAGCCAUGAUCGUUCCCAUCUCUUCUGUCUCUCUCGUCGAUUUGACGUGUCGCGUCGAAAAGGAAACUUCUCUCGAGGACAUUAUAGAUGCCAUCAAAGAGGCUGCCAACGGAGACAUGAAAGGCAUACUCUCUUACACAGAGGACGAAGUCGUCUCGAACGACAUGAGGGGCAAUCCUAACUCGUGCGUCGUUGACGUCAAAGCCAGUAUUGUCUUGAAUAAGAAUUUCUUCAAGCUUGUUGGCUGGUACGACCAUCAAUGGGCCUACAGUCGCCGCGUUUUAGAUAUGAUCUCAUAUAUCGACACGUUGAACGCGACCGAGAAAGUGGCUCCAGAGUGAGCAGGAAAGGACCAGAGGUCUUUCAGCAUUGAGCA